Drosophila mojavensis is the source of this 1676-nucleotide messenger RNA. RefSeq lists its product as uncharacterized. The record is from RefSeq and is a predicted model, not a curated record. The transcript is spliced from 2 exons. Lineage: Eukaryota; Metazoa; Arthropoda; Insecta; Diptera; Drosophilidae. The coding region runs from base 66 to 1664 and encodes 532 amino acids.
GUUCCGCUUUUGUGAACCACUCGAUCGAACUUAUUUCGGAGCCCAGACACCAGACACCAGCCAAAAUGACCAAAGAUGUGGAUAGUGCGGAAAGAGAUAAUAAUAUUGGUGCUGUUACCGUUAAUAACGAGACAAACGGUCUAAUUCGGAUGGAGACUAAAUCAAACGAGGCUGUUGCAUCGGAGACAAACGGCACUGGAAAUGGUGAAAAUAAAUCGGAGUCGAAUUCGCCCCAACCCCACGGAAUUCAAAACAAUGAGGAUGAUGCUUCGGAUGCUGAUGAGAACGAGCUGUUAAUGCGCAUGCGUGGUGAUGCUGUUGGCGAGACAAUGUUCAGCAAGAAAUUUAUAUUACAGACAUUGAUGCAACUCAGCCAGCAGCUACCACAUACAGCAUUGGAGUUGGAGUUAGAGGAUGAUUUGUGCAAGGUGUGGGAUAUGUCUGUCUCCCCGGAAGUAGUUGCUCUGCUACUCGAGAAUGAUGCCAUUGAGCUAAUUAUGUUUGCCAUCUCCUCCAGCGAGGAUGUGCGUCUGUAUGAGAUUCUCAUUGGACUGCUGGGGAACAUGUGCGCGCAAGUGGAGUGUGUGGAGCAGCUGACGGCACGCGCUGAUUGGAUUGAAAUGCUGCUGAAGCUAAGCACCUGCAUGGAUACGAGCAUGCUGAUCCAGUUGAUGCGUGUAUAUCAAUAUGUGAUGGCACAUGUGGUCAGUGGCAAGGAGCAACUGGCCAUUGAGUGGUACAUUUGCUUUGCCGCCUUCGAGGGCUCAGCAAAGAAUCUCGGCUUUAUACUGCAGCAGUCAGUGAGCGAUGAGCUCCUUUUGGCCGCUCUUAAAGCCAUUAAUGCUGUGCUGGCAAGCUGUGCCCUGGUCGAGGAGGAGAACGCCCAGACGCCGGAUCUCAAGUUAAAGCCCUUCUCGGAAGUAUUUUUAGUACAGGAGCUUUGCGAGGGCGUUAAUAAUGCUUUUAUUCGUCUAAUGCGUGAUGAUUUGGCAAAGCAGGCGGAUGAAGUGGAUGGAAUCGUUACCGAUCAGGCACCCAUCACCGUCGAUCCAAAUGGUAUUGACGAUGAUGGGGACGAGAUGAGUACACCAAAAAUAAACUGCGACAUCGAAGUAAUUCAAACCUACCUCAAUAUAUGCACGAUACUGGUGCAGCUGCCGGAGGCGCAGAUGUCCAUGGAUGUGUAUACACCCAGCAUUAUGUUUUGUUUGACCCGCAUCUUACUGUUCCUGCAGCAGCCCAAUCAGCUGUUGCCACUGGGCGAGCGGCAGGAGGAGUAUUUGGAGGACCUAGCGCAUAUAUGCAGCUGUCUUAAAUAUUUCUAUGACAAGGCUGCCUUUGCCAAUUUACUUGGCGUGUGGACAACUUUACGUCAGCAUAUUGAAGACUAUACCGAAUACGAUGAAAAUGAUUUUGAAGCUUACGAGGAUGAGCCUCGUUCACAGUACGAGGAAAACGCUUUUAAAGUGUUGCGCCUAUUGGCGCACAUGUUCGUCCGCGCGGAUGUUCCAAUUCUAGUUAGGGAUAUACAAGAAAUUGAUGCUAUGAAAGUGGAUAUGUUUCGAGCUGCCUUGCAGACGGAACAGGUGGAUGAUGUACUGAUUCAGAGGGCACAUCAGCGCCUUGGCGUGGUUUUAAACGAAGUAGCUGGCAAAGCCAAAUAAUACUCAUAAAAA